Eublepharis macularius is the source of this 1324-nucleotide messenger RNA. RefSeq names its product family with sequence similarity 180 member A (gene FAM180A). NCBI's taxonomy places the organism in Eukaryota, Metazoa, Chordata, Lepidosauria, Squamata, Eublepharidae. The transcript is spliced from 3 exons. Bases 171 to 701 code for a protein of 176 amino acids. The record is from RefSeq and is a predicted model, not a curated record.
AGCGAGGUGCCGCUACUUUGAUAACAAAUUGCCCCCAGGAAAACCAGCAAGUUCUCCUACCAGGAAAAAAAAGGAUAAAAAAUAGUCAGCCAUUCCAGACGUACACAGAAGGUUGGAAAGAAAAGACUUAUCCAAUAGAAAAGAUCAGCAUCUCUUUGGGAAAAUCAAGGAUGCAUUGGAAGACUGUGUUGGUGCUAUUGUUAUAUUACAAUGUUCAUGCCUCUGUACCCCCCAGGUGGAAUCGAGCAAUGCUUUUCCCAUCUUCGCAAAGAGUGAAGAGGUCCUCUGCUGCUCUUCUCAAUCCCAUCCUUCAAAAAUCUCAGGAAGACGUGGAUCUUCUAUUCGAGUUUCUUGCAGAGCUGGAAAUCAGCAAAGAUCUGAAAAUCUCUGUCAAAGACCGGGAACUGGCUUCCAUGAGGAAGGCUGUGGCAUUUGACACCGUUUGCAAUGAUGUUAUUCCCAAAAGCAUCACGGACAUUCGCAGGCUGAAUGCCAGGCUCUUGGGCUACCCUGGGAUGCUAAAAAAAGAAGAUUUUGAAAGGACGAUGUUAACCAUGGUCUACACAGCAUUUAGGACAGCUCAGUCCCAAGGACACAGGAAAGACGCCUGGGCUGAAACCUUUGUCAGUCUCUACAAGGCCCUGAAGCAUGACUUGAUGUUCCCAUCUAGACAAACACCAUCAUCUCAAAGGACUUCAUAGAUCAGAAAUUCAUUUGGAUGGCAGAGCGCAUCAGCCUGUUUGCUGUGUAAAAAAGAAGUGUUUUAAGACCCGACAGGCGUAGAGAGAUUCUUUAUUCUCUAGCUCCUCCUAGAGGACACCUGUUGUAAAAUCUUUUUGUAUAAGAAAAACUGUUUCAAUUAAUUCACACCAAGGCUAAAGACAGACAAGAAUUCCCUGGUCAGCAUCUAAUUUUGCCAAAGAGUGACUCAAUGAAGAGUGAUGAAACAAGGCCCAAAAUCAAGAAGCCAGAAGACCAGUUCCAUUGGGUUGGCUGUCGCUCCUUCUUCCCACCCCUGUUUGCAAAUUUGGGUGCCAGUUAGAGGGGAGCAGUCAUCAUCAACCCUCAAGGGGCUGGAUUUCGCCUAGGGUCCCCAGUUGCUUUUUCAUGCAGUAAAUAAGCUGUCAACUCCGUGUAAACUCAUUAUCUGUUUAUUGCCAUUUGUGGUCAAACAGGUUUCACUGAGUUUUGUAGUGUUUCAAAAAGCUGUGAACCCUGACAGAUCAGAGGUAACCAGGGCUUUUUUCCAGCUGGAACGCAGAGGAAUGGAGUUCCGGCACCACUUGAAAAUGGUCACAUGGCUGGUGGCCCCACCCCCUGAUCU